Messenger RNA from Capra hircus (goat), 1730 nucleotides. It is a transcript of the gene P4HTM, whose product is annotated as prolyl 4-hydroxylase, transmembrane. NCBI's taxonomy places the organism in Eukaryota, Metazoa, Chordata, Mammalia, Artiodactyla, Bovidae. Gene Ontology annotation, biological process: peptidyl-proline hydroxylation to 4-hydroxy-L-proline. The record is from RefSeq and is a predicted model, not a curated record. Gene Ontology annotation, molecular function: procollagen-proline 4-dioxygenase activity; calcium ion binding; L-ascorbic acid binding. Gene Ontology annotation, cellular component: endoplasmic reticulum.
CCCCUCCCCUGGGUGCGCGCGCAGCCUGGGCGCCAUGGCGGCGGCGGCAGGCCCGCGGCCUGAAGCGGCGAGUCCGGAGUGGCCGCCACGGCAUCACGACCCGGCCGAGGCUGCGGCGGGGCUGGGCGACUGCGAGGACGCGCCGGUCCGGCCGCUGUGCAAGCCCCGCGGCAUCUGCUCGCGCGCCUACUUCCUGGUGCUGAUGGUGUUCGUCCACCUGUACCUGGGAAACGUGCUGGCGCCUCUCUUCGUGCACUACAGCAACGGCGACGAGAGCAGCGACCCCGGACCCCAGCGCCGCGCCCAGGGCCCCGGGCCCGCGCCCACCUUGGCUCCCCUCACCCGGCUGGAGGGCAUCAAGGUGGGGCAUGAGCGCAAGAUCCAGCUGGUCGCCGACAGGGAUCACUUCAUCCGAACCCUCAGUCUCAAGCCGCUGCUCUUCGAGAUCCCCGGCUUCCUGAGCGAUGAGGAGUGUCGGCUCGUCAUCCACCUGGCGCAGAUGAAGGGGCUGCAGCGCAGCCAGAUCCUGCCCACCGAGGAGUACGAGGAAGCGAUGGGCACAAUGCAGAUCAGCCCGCUGGACCUCUUCCAGCUGCUGGAUCAGAACCACGAUGGCCGCCUGCAGCUGCGUGAGGUCCUGGCCCAGAACCGCCUGGGGAAUGGACGGUGGAUGACUCCAGAGAACAUUCAGGAGAUGUACUCUGCCAUCAAGGCUGACCCUGACGGGGAUGGAGUGCUGAGCCUGCAGGAGUUCUCCAACAUGGACCUUCGCGACUUCCACAAGUACAUGAGGAGCCAUAGGGCGGAGUCCAGCCAGCUGGUGCGGAACAGCCAUCACACGUGGCUCUACCAGGGCGAAGGCGCCCACCACGUCAUGCGCGCCAUCCGCCAGAGGGUGCUGCGCCUCACCCGCCUGUCACCCGAGAUCGUGGAGCUCAGCGAGCCGCUUCAGGUCGUGCGGUAUGGCGAGGGAGGCCACUACCAUGCCCAUGUGGACAGUGGGCCUGUGUACCCAGAGACCAUCUGCUCCCACACCAAGCUGGUAGCCAAUGAAUCUGUACCCUUCGAGACCUCCUGCCGCUACAUGACAGUGCUGUUUUAUUUGAACAACGUCACCGGUGGGGGCGAGACUGUCUUCCCUGUAGCAGACAACAGAACCUAUGAUGAAAUGAGUCUGAUUCAAGAUGAUGUUGACCUCCGUGACACUCGGAGGCACUGUGACAAGGGGAACCUGCGUGUCAAGCCCCGCCAGGGCACAGCUGUCUUCUGGUACAACUACCUGCCUGAUGGGCAAGGUUGGGUGGGCGACGUGGACGACUACUCGCUGCACGGGGGCUGCCUGGUCACGCGCGGCACUAAGUGGAUCGCCAACAACUGGAUCAACGUGGACCCCAGCCGGGCGCGGCAGGCGCUGUUCCAGCAGGAGAUGGCUCGCCUGGCCCGCGAAGGUGGCGUCGACUCCCAGCCAGAGUGGGCCUUGGACCGGGCCUACCGCGACACGCGCGUGGAACUCUGAGGGGUGACCAUCCCAGUCUCCAGCCGCAGGUCACCCUAAGUCUGGGGCCCUGCCGUCCCCCUGUCCAGCUGCAGGCUGAAGGCCUGGCCGAUGUCUAGCCCCACCCCCGCAUCAUGCCGCGAUUAGGGCACAGUCCCUACAUCCAUGUUAUUUAUUGUGUACAGACCCGUGAUUCCCGGACAAAUAAAACUACGCGGCGUUGGAGCGGGGCCGA